GUAAUUAUUAUAGUAUUAAUUUCUGUGAUUUCAGCGUACGCUUGGGUUACACUUGCUACUAAUGACUCUUACGGGUUGGGUGCUUUGGUUUUGGGACAUUCACUUCGCCAAUCUGGGACUCCACACCAGCUUGUAGUACUUGUUACCCCUGGGGUCACUCAUUCUAUGAGAGAAACGCUUAAAUCGGUGUUUAAUGAAGUACGAGAAGUUAAUAUUGUGGAUUCUAAAGAUGAAGCCAAUUUAAAGCUACUGAGUCGUCCUGAAUUGGGAGUAACUUUUACUAAGUUACAUUGCUGGCGGCUAACGCAAUUCCAAAAAUGCGUUUUUUUGGAUGCAGACACGAUGGUGCUAGAAAAUGCAGACGAGCUUUUUGAGCGAGAAGAACUUUCUGCUGCCCCGGACGUCGGCUGGCCUGAUUGUUUUAAUUCCGGGGUUUUUGUUUAUGUUCCUUCAAAUGAUACAUACGAAUCGUUAAUAAAUUUCGCCUUAACUAAAGGAAGUUUUGAUGGAGGAGAUCAAGGGCUUCUUAACUUGUACUUUUCCGACUGGGCUUAUAAGGAUAUUAACAAGCAUUUACCUUUUAUUUAUAAUAUGUGCUCAACCGCAUGUUACUCGUAUCUGCCAGCUUUUAAACAGUUUGGUUCCAACGUGAAAAUAGUUCAUUUUAUUGCCCAAACAAAACCUUGGUUGCAAAUAUUCGAUCCUGAAACUAGACAAGUGAGACCAAGCCCAGAUUUGGUACAUUUGACUAGUCUUCUACAACGUUGGUGGAACAUUUUCUGCUCUGCAAUUCACCCACAGUUAUCUACUGAGAUGGUAAGAGUUGUUUAUUCCUUUAAUUUCAAUUUAACGAUAUUUUACAAUAAUUGAUAAGAUAUCAUUUUCGUAAUCUAAAAGCAUACAUAUGAGACUAAGGAUUUGACAGGAAAUGUAAGUUUUGGAAAAGGUGGGUUGUGCAUUAGAUCUUUUUUUACGUGCUGCAUGUUUUUUUUUAGAUAAGUACGUUUAUUGUACUUAGUGAAAAAAAUAGUAAAGUUUUAGUCUCCAUAUAGCAUCUCUUUAUGUUAGCAUUCCGUGUUAUAU
This is a messenger RNA of Agrilus planipennis (emerald ash borer), 1083 nucleotides long. RefSeq names its product glycogenin-1 (gene Gyg). The annotation marks the transcript as partial. The record is from RefSeq and is a predicted model, not a curated record. Gene Ontology annotation, molecular function: glycosyltransferase activity. The transcript has 5 exons. NCBI's taxonomy places the organism in Eukaryota, Metazoa, Arthropoda, Insecta, Coleoptera, Buprestidae. Gene Ontology annotation, cellular component: cytoplasm.